Molecule: messenger RNA, 519 nt
Organism: Zymoseptoria tritici IPO323
Lineage: Eukaryota; Fungi; Ascomycota; Dothideomycetes; Mycosphaerellales; Mycosphaerellaceae
Exons: 9
Coding region: 1-519 (172 amino acids)
Source: RefSeq, a predicted model, not a curated record
AUGCCCGGCGACGAGGGCACGCCCUUACCACCUCCCCUCUCUGCUCGUGCGCUUAACUCUGCGCAAUUAAAGCAUAACAUCCGCGCGAGCCUAAAGGUUCGCUCCUACGCGGCCGAGGCCGCGAAAGACUGCACUACGGAGCAGGCGGCCGUAUUUAAUACGGAUAAGGCGAAGGUCUCUGCCCUAGACACCGAGAACAAGUUUCUAGGCGGACGUAACUACAAGACGGAUGUCUUUAUCCGUGGCCGGAAGCAUGUCGAGAAGCUGCUCGAAGAGCACGAAGAACUCGCGACUAUAGACGAGCUGGCUUCGGCCAAAUUCUUCGCCGAGAACUUCUCGGCUAAGGCCUUCUUCUCGGUCUUCUGCCGCUACAUGUAUAGCGAGAUUUGCUCGGAGAUCUUAGACUCUAUUAAGGCUAAUAAAGCCUACAAGGCCAUUAAGCCGAAUAAGAAGAUGGACAAGAACGCCCGCGACGAGCUGAUCGCCGCAUACGACGGCAUUCCCGUGAACGAGGCUUAG